UCCGCCGGCAUCGACACUACAGAGAAGACAAUGCAAUCCGCAGGCAAUUCAAGGCAGGAGGAGAUGCCUGCUCCUCCUGUAGCUGAUGCAGUCCAUGAAGCUCUUGCACCGACACCCGCCGCGACGAUGACUUCGACUCCUGCGGGCAUCCAAGAAGACGUUCAAUCCUCAAACGCACCGUAUGCGGCAGCGCAGCCGACGCCAAGCGCGAUGAAGAUGGCGUCGACGCUUCCGCCUAUCGCCAUAGCGCAACCGCUGGGCAACAUUAACCAGAUCCAGUCGCAUCGGGAGGGCGGAAGCAACAUUCCCGUGAACCCGAACGCCCCGCAAGGCAUCUAUCAGAGCGGGCACAACAGCGCAAACCCAAGUCAUCCGUACGUGACUGUCAUGGCCAUGGCCCCAAUUUCGGGCGAUGGGGAGGCAGACAAUUUGCGCUUUGCAUUCUUGCAAAAGUGCCGAUGGAUGGCGGGCUGCUUGAUGGCGUAUUACGUGGCGACCUUCUUGUUCCUGCAGCCGUUUAUUCUAGGCACACUGGGUCUGCUUACGGCGUUUAUGGGCUACUAUGGCUCGCGGCCGCCUGUGGACGCGAUGAGGCUCAAAUGGCUGCGCUGGUACAUUUGGGCGAACUACGUCAUGCUGAUCCUCAAUAUGUGGCUGCUAGUAGUGACGCUGGUAUUCUCGGGGAGCAUGUUCACCUAUGGGGAUACCGACGGCAGUGAUAGCGACAGCAGCGCCGAGGAUGAGUACAUGGAAUCAACAUACUACUACUCCAACAGUGCUGGGCUAUUCGUUGGGCUGUUAGUGGCUGCUAACACGAUCAUGCACCUGCGCUGCCUGCCAUUAGGCGAGUAUCCUCCGCGUGGCAACAUGUACUCGGUCUGGACGCGUGCGAACUCCGUGUUCUUUACGUCGCUGAUGGCCCUGGCCAUCAUGUGUACCCUCACAGCCAUCAGCACGUACAUGCACGAACCAGCGCCGGUCGUGAGGCGUCUGGAGAUGACCAAGCUGCACUCGCUGCGCAACUACCGUGAUAAGGCAGACCGCGCCACGCUCUCGUUCGACCUGGACGCCGAUCUGAGCUCCGUGUUUAAUUGGAACGUGAAGCAGCUCUUCGUGUACGUAAUGGCCGACUUCGAGACCGCCAGCAACUCCCGCAACCAAGUGGUCGUCUGGGACAAGAUUGUGCAGACAAUGGAAGCUGCUAGCCAGCUGCAGCUCCAGGAUGAAGGCGUCAAGUACUUUUUGGCCGAUCAGUACGACGAGUUGCGCGGCGCAAAUGUGACGCUCACUCUCGAGUGGGACAUCAUGCCUGUAUGCGGCCGCCUCUUUGUGCACACUAGCGACACCAAGGCGAACUUUGCGAUGCCAGACAAGUAUCAGGGCAAAGCGCCCAAAGCUGGCGGUCGCUUUUAG
This is a messenger RNA of Phytophthora infestans T30-4, 1413 nucleotides long. Its product is annotated as signal peptidase complex subunit 3, putative. Bases 64 to 1413 code for a protein of 449 amino acids. The transcript has 3 exons. Gene Ontology annotation, biological process: protein targeting to ER. Lineage: Eukaryota; Oomycota; Peronosporomycetes; Peronosporales; Peronosporaceae. The record is from RefSeq and is a predicted model, not a curated record. Gene Ontology annotation, cellular component: signal peptidase complex; membrane.